Molecule: messenger RNA, 720 nt
Organism: Rana temporaria (common frog)
Lineage: Eukaryota; Metazoa; Chordata; Amphibia; Anura; Ranidae
Product: NACHT, LRR and PYD domains-containing protein 3-like
Exons: 4
Coding region: 22-705 (227 amino acids)
Cellular component (GO): cytoplasm
Molecular function (GO): protein binding
Source: RefSeq, a predicted model, not a curated record
UGCGGGGUCCCUGGUCUAGUGAUGUUAUGUUACUUUUCACUAAAUGGGAAUAAUUCCUCAUAUUCAUCUUAUAAUAUAAUAUCAUGUGUCUGGAUUUGUCUCUGCAGGUUGGGUGGAUGUUGUGUGACUUCCUCUGCCUGUGAUGAUCUCCGAUCCAUUCUUAUCAAUAAUCGAUCCCUCACCACACUGGAUUUAUCAGAGAAUAAUCUGGAAGACUCUGGAAUAAAACUUCUAUGUGAGGGGCUCAGAGAUCCUGACUGUACUCUGCAGGAGAUGUGGUUGGGUGGAUGUGGUGUGACUUCCUCCAGCUGUGAUGAUCUCCGAUACAUUCUUAUCAAUAAUCGAUCCCUCACCACACUGGGUUUAUCAGGGAAUAAUCUGGAAGACUCUGGAAUAAAACUUCUAUGUGAGGGGCUCAGAGAUCCUGGCUGUACUCUGCAGAGACUGACGUUGGGUUGGUGUGAUGUGACUUCCUCCGGCUGUAAUGAUCUCCGAUCCAUUCUUAUCAAUAAUCGAUCCCUCACCACACUGAAUUUAUCACGGAAUAAUCUGGAAGACUCUGGAAUAAAACUUCUAUGUGAGGGGCUCAGAGAUCCUGGCUGUACUCUGCAGGAGAUGGGGUUGGUAUGGUGUGGUGUGACUUCCUCCGGCUGUGAUGAUCUCCGAUCCAUUCUUAUCAACAGGGCUUUUUUUCUCAGAGAAUAGGUUCAGGAACUCUCC